CCGGGCGGGCUGCGGGGAGCACGGAGGGCGGUUAAAGCGGCCGCCCGGCUCUCGCUCCUCGCCCACGGACGGCUGUAGCCGUCGCUCCGCGCCGCGGCGGCCCGCACUCCAAUGAGGGCCCGGACUCCGGCCCUCGCCGCCUCAGGAGCCGCCCGCAGCCUCCCGUCCCGACCCCCAGCCCAGCGCCCGGCCGGGGCGGGCGGCCCGGACCCAUGCGGCGGCUCCAGGAGCGGUUCCGGAGGUUCAUGAACCACCCAGCUCCAGCCAACAGCCGCUACAAACCCACUUGCUACGAACAUGCUGCUAACUGUUACACACACGCAUUCCUCAUUGUUCCUGCAAUUGUGGGCAGUGCCCUUCUGCACCGACUUUCUGAUGAUCGAUGGGAAAAAAUAACAGCAUGGAUCUAUGGCAUGGGGCUCUGCGCUCUCUUCAUUGUCUCCACAGUGUUCCAUAUCAUCUCCUGGAAAAAGAGUCACUUAAGGACAAUGGAGCAUUGCUUUCACAUGUGUGACAGAAUGGUGAUCUACGUCUUCAUUGCGGCAUCGUAUGCACCGUGGUUAAAUCUUCGUGAGCUUGGACCUCUGGCAUCUCACAUGCGUUGGUUUAUCUGGCUGAUGGCUGCUGGAGGCACUGUUUAUGUAUUUCUCUACCACGAGAAGUAUAAGAUUGUUGAACUCUUCUUCUAUUUGGCCAUGGGAUUUUCUCCUGCUCUGGUAGUGACAUCCAUGAGCAACACCGAAGGACUGGAGGAGGUUGCCUGGGGAGGUCUGAUAUAUUGCCUUGGCGUGGUGUUCUUCAAGAGCGAUGGAGUCAUUCCUUUUGCCCAUGCCAUCUGGCACGUCUUCGUGGCCACAGCGGCUGCAGUUCAUUACUACGCUAUUUGGAAGUACCUUUACAGAAGUCCCGCAGACAUCAUUCGUCACUUAUGAGAUAGGUGUGUAUAUGGGGGCGUGGGGAGCGCUGCACUUGGCCUCUGUAACAGUAUUAUUUGACUUAAGGAAUUCGGGGAAAUCGCACAGGAAAACUGCACUGAUUUUGGUGGUUCUCUGAACACAAUGACUGUGAACUGAUGUGUGUGUCCUGGAAUUGCCCUUCAGAUGGCAAGUGCUGUAACUAACAGAGGUGCUGUGCUGCAGUACUCAGAGUCCAUUCCAUGUUAGCAGAACCGGCUGCCUGAUGUUUACAAAGAAAUUUUCUAUUCUAGUUCAACUUUGUGACUUUUUUUUUUUUUUUUAAACAACGUGAAUUUUUCUAAAUUAACGAUUCCAACGAGGUCGGUGCAAUAGAGAACAUAGAACUCUCCAUUUGAGGUGGGUUUCUGUCACCUUUCCACUCGCAUUUCCUGCCCAUCACUUGCAGGUGAGCGGUCUAUUUUACCACCUGUCAUCUUGAUACGAUGUGACUUCUUUUAUAGAGACUUUCCGGGGGUUUUGUAAACUUUCAGAGUACAUUUGUUGAACUGAAAUCAAACAGCCGUCAUCUAUGCAGUUCCUCAUAUUGCAGAAUCUUGCAAGAAAUGGUUACAUUCCACAUACUGUACCGACAGGCAGACAUUGUACCUCUUAGAAGGGUUGUAGCAUAGGUGUGAUUAUAACCACUUUUGCAAACUAACACAUAAAUGCUGUCCUGCUGAGUUUUGAUGUGAAUAACAUUACGCUUAUCUAUAACACCACUUAAACAGCACCUUAAUUUGGCUUUAUCUGUGAUGGAAACGGAGUGUGAUGGAAGAAAUUGGCAGUAAGUGGUUCUUCAGGAUUGCCAGUCUGCCUCGGUGCUGUGCAAUAAAUAGGGCAGCAGUUUGAGGAAGCCGGCUUAGCGGAGCGCGGCAGCGCUAAUGAGGGCAGCCAAUUAAUAUGCCUCGAUGCAAAACAAAGUUAGUAAUUUCUCCAGAGUACGUAUACUGGUGCUGUAAUAUUAAGUAAGGCUUCAGUUUUUCGAAGGGAUUCUAAAUUGGCUGACAAAAGCAGUUCCCAGCAGCUUCCCCUGGGGCUUUGGCUGAUGUGUGAGGAAAUCCAGGUCAGAGCAGCAGACAGCAGUGACUGAGCAUAGGGAGGCUGUUGCUGUUGUUUCUCCCCAGCACAGCCUGCUAGUGAAAGAAUUUGAUACAGUGUCACUUGACUUCCUGGGACUUAAAACAGAGUAAAAUUGGUCUUUACUUGUAUUUCUGUACAGGAAAAUAAAAUGUGGUAGCAAGUGAUGAUUGUGGAAUGUGCGUUAAACGACCAGAUGUAGAGGAGUCAUUGUAAUACUGUUUAUCUGAUAAUGAAUUGUUCUCUGUCCCACUAUAUAACGAAUGUCUUAUAUUAAGAUCGACUUGAUCCUUUUUCUAAUUUACUCCGUUUUUCAUGUCAGUAUUUGAAAACGAAACCCAAACGUGUUGCCUUUUUCAGAUGUCGUUCUGAACAUUGCCUGUCCCUCUUCCAACGAUGAGUAGCGAGGUAGGGGCUGUUCUUCAAGGUACCAUUAAUGCUGCACCGAGAUUUGCCAGGGGGUGCAUAUUUUAGGUUUGAUACAAACAGAAUUUACAGGAGGGACAGACUUCAGCUUGGAGGCACGGCAGAGGGGUUGCACAGUGUUGAUAGCAGGUGAGCGGAGCAGCGCUGCAACAGGCUGAACAACUGCCCUGUGAGUGUGAGCAGAGCAGCCGGGCACGUCACCUGCAGUGCAGCAGCCUCAAUGUUUGGAUGCCUCAGGUUUUUAACGUGUCUAUUUUAGUAUUUUUCCACUUGGUGAUUUCAUGUCUUUUGUUUAAACGCAGCACUGUCAAAACCACUGAAACACAAGUGAAGGUUUCCUGUAGUCCAAAGUGAAACCGUGGCUCGAAGACGCGUGUUUUAAUUUGGAGUUGUUUUGUCGUGGAGUUGCUUUGCUUUUGGUUUGUUUUUUUUUUGGAGUGUUGGAAAUGGUUUUUAAAAAGUUUCAAUUCGCCAAAACUGUUUUGGAUGAUCGUAUUCGAGUCACUGUGAGACUGAAUGUACUCAACUAACAAUAAACAUUUUGUGCAAUUUGGAAAA
This is a messenger RNA of Coturnix japonica (Japanese quail), 3017 nucleotides long. RefSeq names its product monocyte to macrophage differentiation associated (gene MMD). The record is from RefSeq and is a predicted model, not a curated record. Gene Ontology annotation, molecular function: pore-forming activity. NCBI's taxonomy places the organism in Eukaryota, Metazoa, Chordata, Aves, Galliformes, Phasianidae. Gene Ontology annotation, cellular component: membrane.